UCAAAGGUUUAUGGAAGCCCGAUGCGGCUCAGCAUUUGGUUUAUUAAGUUAGUUCCCUAAUCCUGUUAUUCUCGGCAAUCAAAUAAUGUUUCCUUUCUUGGUAUAGAGUGCUUUCUGCCCCCACAAUGGAAAAUAUUGAAUCAAAUCGUGUUGCAAAAUAUGGGGGUCAUCGUUAUGGCAGAGGCACCGUGUAUGUAGGAGCUUGGAACACAAAGGGCAAAAGGCAAGAAGAGGGUCAUUUAGAACUUGCUGAUGGAACUCGUUAUGGGGGGUACUUUGAUGACGGGCUUUUUAAUGGAAUGGGAGUUUUGAGCUUUCCGGAUGGUUCAAAGUAUGAGGGCGAAUUCCUAGAAGGAUGGUUUCAUGGAAGUGGUAUUUUUUGGAGAUCUGAUGGUAUGAGAUAUGAGGGAGAAUUUAGGGGUGGAAAAAUGUGGGGUUUGGGUCUAGUUACAUUCAACGAUGGUACAAACGGGUUUCCUCGAAACGAAGGGUUCUUUCAAGAUUGUAAGCUUGUUAAGAAAAGAAGGUGUCCAGAAGCGGUCCAAAAAGCUCAAAAAAUAGCAUUUAUGGCAAGAACCCAGUUUGAAAAUGCAGUUAAUUAAA
This is a messenger RNA of Agrilus planipennis (emerald ash borer), 603 nucleotides long. It is a transcript of the gene rtp, whose product is annotated as MORN repeat-containing protein 4 homolog. The record is from RefSeq and is a predicted model, not a curated record. Bases 126 to 602 code for a protein of 158 amino acids. NCBI's taxonomy places the organism in Eukaryota, Metazoa, Arthropoda, Insecta, Coleoptera, Buprestidae. The transcript has 4 exons.